AUGGAUCUACUACGGCGACGUGAUGCGACAUGGUCACGUGAACAGCGUGAACUAAUUGCACAUGCCUUGAGACUUGUACGUCGUAUCUCUGAACGCGGUGCGCUUGGGAAAGAUGCGAAAUUCCACGUGUUUGUUUUAUUGACAAUGAGGUAAGC
Cylicostephanus goldi is the source of this 155-nucleotide messenger RNA. NCBI's taxonomy places the organism in Eukaryota, Metazoa, Nematoda, Chromadorea, Rhabditida, Strongylidae. The record is from the annotation of a GenBank genome assembly.